AUUCUCUCUCCUUGCGGAGUUGAAGGUGACAGUCGGUCUGUUUCCAGCUCGGUAUUCUGACCUCUGGAUCUGUUUUCCGGGCAUUCUGCGUUUUGCAUCCCGCUAACGAGCCUUCCCCCAGUAUGUCACGGUUUGCCGAGGUGCCUCAAGCCGCUCCGGUGGCCGUCUUUAAACUGACAGCCGAUUUCAGAGAGGACAAGCACCCGAGCAAAGUGAAUUUAGGAGUGGGAGCGUACCGCACAGAUGAAUGCCAGCCGUGGGUCCUGCCCGUGGUGCAAAAGGUGGAGCAACUGAUUGCUAACGAUCACAGCCUGAACCACGAGUACCUGCCCAUCCUGGGACUGCCAGAGUUCAGAGCCAGCGCUUCCAAAAUCGCCCUUGGGGAGGACAGCCCUGCCAUUAAGGAGAACAGGGUUGGUGGAGUGCAGUCUCUGGGCGGUACAGGAGCUCUGAGGAUAGGGGCUGAGUUUCUACGCCGCUGGUACAAUGGGAAAAACAACACAACCACUCCCAUCUACGUUUCCGCACCAACCUGGGAGAACCACAAUGGUGUGUUUGGUGAUGCAGGGUUCACGGAUGUCCGUCCCUAUCGGUACUGGGAUGCAGAGAAGCGUGGGCUGGCAUUGGCAGGAUUCCUGGAGGACCUGGAGAACGCCCCAGAGUACUCGGUGUUCUUGCUACAUGCCUGCGCCCACAACCCAACUGGAACAGACCCAACCCCAGACGAGUGGAAACAGAUCGCCGAGAUCAUGGAGAGGAAGAAGCUGUUUGCCUUUUUCGACUCUGCCUACCAAGGCUUUGCAUCAGGGGACCUGCAGAAAGAUGCCUGGGCUGUGCGUUACUUCGUGUCCAAGGGCUUUGAGCUGUUCUGUGCACAGUCCUUCUCAAAGAACUUCGGCUUGUACAACGAGAGAGUCGGGAACCUCACUGUCGUGGCCAAGGACUCUGACAACGCGAGUCGGAUCCUUUCCCAGAUGGAGAAGAUCGUCCGGACCAUCUGGUCUAACCCCCCGUCACAGGGUGCCCGGAUAGUAGCCACCACAUUGACCACCCCCGAGUUAUUUGCUGAAUGGAAGGACAACGUGAAGACCAUGGCAGACCGUGUUCUGUUGAUGAGGUCACAGCUGAAGGCAAAGCUGCAGGCUCUGGGAACGCCUGGCACCUGGGAGCACAUCACCCAGCAGAUCGGCAUGUUCAGCUUCACUGGACUCAACCCCAGUCAAGUGGGAUACCUGAUCAGGGAGAAGCAUGUCUACUUGAUGGCCAGUGGCCGCAUCAAUAUGUGUGGCCUGACCACCAAAAACCUGGACUAUGUGGCAGAGUCCAUCCACGAAGCUGUCACCAAGAUCCAGUAGUACUCCUUGUCUUCAGCAACUCCUAGCACUUGCUGAUGCUACAGAAGUGACGAUCACUUCAGUCAUGUCUAAUUGCACAAACCAUACCUCGCUCGCCAUGAGUCGAAGACAACGGGUCAGAUAGCUUUCAAUGUAUACCUACAAGAAAAGUCACAUUUGAAUUAACACUUGAUGUUCUAAUGUAACUUAAUGAGCUGUGUGUCUUUAAAGGCAGCCUCUGUCUAUGCUUUUUGGGCCAUGUAUGUGUUUUGCCUGGUUCUAGGAUACUGAAAUUAGUUGAUGAUCAGUAAUAUUAUGGUGUCUGUACCCACAGCCUGGGUUCCAACACAUUUUAGUAUUGUGUUUCCAUUUCCAGAAAUGCGUACACUUUAACACAGUAGAAAACGUGCUGUCUCUCGCUACCCAGAAAUGAUUUUAAUAAUACUUAUUAAACCUGUAGCACUGAUUUGCCAAAGCCUUUUCUUUAAACAGCAUUAUCACAAGUCACAGCAAUAGAAUAAGGCACUUGUGAGAAUGCUGUGACAGGAGGUAAGGCGAUGUUUGGAAAGUCUUCGUUUUUAAAUCCUUUUAACCAGCAGUGGGUGGUGCAUAAUAAUUUAAAAGAAAUGCAGCCUGAAAAACAUGGUUAAUGAUGAGGAUGUAGUGUGUGAUUUAAAGAAACUGCUACGUCCCAGAUCUUUUGGCUAGAGAAUGUCAUCUCUCUUUAGCAAUGGUUAAUGUUUAAAUGGACCUUGCUGCUCGAUAGUCACUUUAUGUUGCAUUUAUAGUGCUGUGUGAGCACUCUCUUAAUCAGACUGAUUUCUCCUUUAAAACCAUGAAACAGGCAGUGUUUUCUGCCAACUACAGCACUGAAGCUGCCAGUUCAAUGUUAAACACCAGGCAAUGCUCCCUUGAAAGUUGCCUCAUGUUUCAUGGAUUUUAGUAUUUUUUAUUUUCUUUUUGGAGGGGGUUGUUUUUUGUCAUUUCGUCUAUGAAUUGCACAACAAAUUAGGCAAUGUAAUUGACCUUUCCUGGUCUUAUGUAAUCCUGUUUAAUUAUGUGAUUUAUAGAAUUAAGAUGUUAAUUGUAUCUGUAUCUUAUAUCUGACAGUUCAAAUCUGGAUGUGUGCUUUAGUUUGUUCUUGUGUGUAAAUGUCUGUGUGCACGUUGACUCUCGCCUUGAAGCUGAGAGAACAAGGAGAAAUGUUCAUUUAAAAAAAUAAAUGUGAAAUGUGUAAUUCA
Polyodon spathula (Mississippi paddlefish) is the source of this 2575-nucleotide messenger RNA. RefSeq names its product aspartate aminotransferase, cytoplasmic-like. The transcript has 9 exons. Gene Ontology annotation, molecular function: L-aspartate:2-oxoglutarate transaminase activity; pyridoxal phosphate binding. Gene Ontology annotation, biological process: L-aspartate biosynthetic process. Gene Ontology annotation, cellular component: cytosol. The record is from RefSeq and is a predicted model, not a curated record. The coding region runs from base 123 to 1355 and encodes 410 amino acids. Lineage: Eukaryota; Metazoa; Chordata; Actinopteri; Acipenseriformes; Polyodontidae.